This is a messenger RNA of Scutellospora calospora, 1206 nucleotides long. NCBI's taxonomy places the organism in Eukaryota, Fungi, Glomeromycota, Glomeromycetes, Diversisporales, Gigasporaceae. The record is from the annotation of a GenBank genome assembly.
AUGCCGCCUAAUCGCAACAAACUUUGUUCUAAACGCUCUUCCAGCAAAAAUUCUUCGACUAUCGAUAUUAGUCAAAAAGUCGAUGAGUUUGUUAAACAAGUCGACCUAGAAGAUUUAUGUUCUUCAAGUGUCAUUGUAUUGCCAGGCACUGGAAAAAAUAAUCCUGUUGCUAGGCCUUCAAAUUGUUUCUUUCAAUUUAAACGUGCAGUUACCAACUAUGCGAUGAAGAAAGUAAUUCAAGGCCGUAAUGACCAAAAUAUACUUUCAAAAGCGCAAUCAAAACUUUGGAAAAUGAUAACCCCGGUACAAAAGGAUUAUUUUAGGAAAUUAGCCGAGGAGGCCUUAAAAAUUCAUAAAGAAAAAUUUCCUGAUUAUGAAUUUCAUCCACAAAGAGAUAAAUCUGUUCUAAAGAUAAAAUCUAUGAAUGGAGGAGGCCAACAAACAAAGAAAAAGAAAAAUCCUGUGGAGAAACCAGAUAAUCUCGCAUUUAAUCAGGAUUCUAACAAUAAUAAUUUGAAUCCCGUAUCGAAUGAGGGGGCAUUCGCUUGCGUUAUUACUACAUAUGAGGAGGGCCAAAACCAUGCCUACGAUAACACUCUCGCGCUUACUGUCAGCAAUGAAUCUACAUUUAUGGGGAGUCAAGACGAGCUGACAGGUUUAGAUUUUGACUUAGGCUUGCGAUACUUUAAUUAUUAUUCGCAACCACCGUCCAAUCAUUUAAGCGCAACCUUGCAACCCAACUAUUUAACUCCAAUUAGUCCUACUUCUGACUCGGAAACACAAUUUAUGUUUCAAUCUCCGUUUCCAUCACCAAAUUCGCAAAUUGGAGAUAAUAAUAGUUUUGAAUUUCAUGUCGUGCCUGAUAUUGAGCAGAAUAGUAUCGACUUGCAAACCGUUCCUAGUAUAGAACAUCUGACGGUUUCAAUUCCCACUUGGCAAACAUCUAUCUUAGAUAAUAAUAAUAUGCUUGGGAUAAACAUGAACAAUACACCUAGUCCUAGCUCCCCGGCAUUAUCAAAUGGUGAUAGUAACUACAGCAUUCAUGACUUUGAUAACAUAGAAGAUAUGAUUACAAAUACUUUCGCAGAGAAUUAUUUAGAUAUGCCAUUCUGUUCACCUAUCACCGAACAAACUUUAAUACUUAACAUGGAUUGUUCGAGUCCUUGUGACCAAAUAUACAAUGACCUUUUAAGCCCUUAUUAUUAA